Molecule: messenger RNA, 534 nt
Organism: Zea mays
Lineage: Eukaryota; Viridiplantae; Streptophyta; Magnoliopsida; Poales; Poaceae
Product: calcium uniporter protein 3, mitochondrial-like
Exons: 3
Coding region: 1-534 (177 amino acids)
Source: RefSeq, a predicted model, not a curated record
AUGGUGAAGCCGUGGUGGACGUCCUCGUUAGGUUCAUAUAGGAUAGUAGAGAUUAAAGCUGUAAGGGCGCCGACGACGCUCGGGCUCCGGCGGUUCCUGCAGGAGCAGCCGGCGUUCCGCCCCGCCGUGCCGCCCGACCUCUUCAUGCCCCUGGCCGACCGGAUCCGGGACCUCGGGGUCGGCGUCGUGUUCCCGUGGAUCAACCUCGACGGCCUCGUGCCGCCCGCGCCGGCGCCGGCACUGGCCAAGCGGGAGCCGGACGCGGUGCUGCCCGCGGCGAGCCUCACGGUGGAGGAGGCGCGCAAGGUGCUGCGAGCCACGCAGAUGGAGGCGGCGCGCCCGCGGAUUCGGGAGUCCGGCGCCGGCGCCGUGCCAUACGCCGACUUCCUGCGCCUCUGCUGCGACGCCGCCCGCGCCGCCUGGCAUCGCCGCCACCCGGAGACGCCGCCUUUCCUCAACGACAUCAAGCCACGGGUGCUGCUCGUCAUGGGGUCCUCGCCCAAGCCCUGCGAGAACCCCGUCGGGGACCACUAA